AUGACUCAUCCACAAAGACUGUAUAGUUAUGAAUUGGUUUGGCUAGCAAUGGCGGAAGCCGGACCAGAAGGUCGCACACGCACUCGUUGUCCAUUUGCUUCAACCACUUGCAGCACUCUUGUUGCGCAAACGUCUCUUCUCUGUGUCGAUGAUGGUGUCGGUGGUGGUGGCGGUGGUGUCGACGGCGGUGGUGAUCGUCGUGGCUGUUGUCGUCAUUAUUGUGGUGGUCGCUGUCAUGAUCAUGGUCGUUAUUAUGGUCAUUGUGAUCAUUGUCAUGGUCGUGGUUAUGGUUAUGGUCAUCGUGAUCACGGUCACGAUCACGGUCGUGGUCGUGGUCAUCGUCAUCAUCAUGGUCAUCGUCAUGGUCGUGAUCGUGGUCAUCAUCGUGGUCGUGGUCAUCAUCAUCAUCGUGGUCAUCGUCAUGAUCGUGGUCGUGGUCAUGGUCAUGGUCAUGGUCGUGGUGGUCAUGGUCAGGAGGCGGGGGAGCGAUGGGAGGAGGAGGUGGGGUAAUGGGGGCAGGUGGUGGGACAGUGUGCAUUGGGAGACGUGAGCAGGCGUAGU
Molecule: messenger RNA, 561 nt
Organism: Arabidopsis lyrata subsp. lyrata
Lineage: Eukaryota; Viridiplantae; Streptophyta; Magnoliopsida; Brassicales; Brassicaceae
Product: histidine-rich glycoprotein
Exons: 1
Coding region: 1-510 (169 amino acids)
Source: RefSeq, a predicted model, not a curated record